Messenger RNA from Ceutorhynchus assimilis (cabbage seed weevil), 1928 nucleotides. The record is from the annotation of a GenBank genome assembly. Lineage: Eukaryota; Metazoa; Arthropoda; Insecta; Coleoptera; Curculionidae.
CCGACACAGUUUGCAGUUUAUUUGAAAGCUCAAGAGAACAAAAAUAGUUACUAAUUUCUUGAUACAAAUUGUGAUAACUAGAGAAUGAUCAUGGAAACCCAAAAUGAAACUGUGAUAUUGGAAAUAGAAAGCACUACAUUAGAAUGUAAUAAAGCAUUGCUCAUUAAUAAUAGCGAUUAUUUUAGAGCAAUGCUAACUGGAAAUUUUAAGGAAAGUGCUCAAGAAAUAAUUAAAAUUCAGGAAGUAGAUUUAAAAUCAUUCAAAACCAUCCUUUCACUCCUACAAGAUGACCGAUACAUAGUAGAUGAUAAAGAACUGCAUUUAAUUCUCCAGGUCGCUUGUAUGUUGCAAUUCAGCUCAAUAAAGCAACUAUGCGAGACCAGAAUAAUGGAAAUACUCAAUCCUUCAAUUUGCCUGCCUGUAUGGAAAACGACGGAAUCGUUGGACAUAAGUCCUCAUUGGUUGAAAGCCAAAUCAAUGGCCCUAGAGGAAUUUACCAAUAUCUCUGAUAGUCAAAUUUCUGAAUUAGGUUUAGAUGAUGUUUGCAAGUAUUUGGGAAAUUUGUAUUUGAAUGUUAAAUGCGAAUUUGCUGUGUUUCAAAAAGCCAUGAAUUGGUGGUAUGAAAAUCAAGAACACUUCAAGGGGCAAAAAGUCGAUACGAUUCUAAGAUUAUUAAAUUGUAUUGAUUUUAAAACAAUUCAAGAUAAUGAAGUUAAGGAAAUGCAAACCUAUCCUGAUAUAGCUAAUAAUGAAGAUAUUAUAAGCAUAUUGAAUUGUCUUGUAGUUUUAAGAGCAAAUGCUAAUGUGGAAACAUUUUCUGAAAAACAUAUAAACUUUGCUAAGCAUUUUCUGAAUUGUGAAAGUAGGAAAAAGCCUUUGAUUCCUUGUAUUUUGUUUAAGGGUGAAACUGUGUAUGCAAAUACUUGUCGCGAUAUUUGUCAACAAAUGAUAAAUGUAGUAGUUGCAGAUACAGUAUCAAAAGAUCCAGAAACAGUAUUCCAAAUUGACAUGGACAAAAUGAGAAAUUUAGUGGGCUACAAAUUAACAUCAUACAAAGAAUUUGUUUUUUUAUAUGGAGGCGAAUACUUUAUGGGAAUAGGAAAUUGGAAUUUCAAUUUCUGGGCAUAUGAUACGUUCAAAGGAAAAUGGGAAAGGAAAAGCAAGUUGCCACAAGAGCGAAGACAUUUUGAAUCCGCGAUAGUAGAUCAUUGCAUUUAUUUGAUAGGAGGCAUAGGCAAAUUUAGAGUCGUUCAGGAAAACAUGGUAUGGUACGAUUUUAUUGCUGACAAAUGGAGUCCAGUAAUUCCACUACCAUCCACCAAUAAUAGGAAUUUCCAAUGUUGCUCAUUUAAUGGUAAACUUUGCAUGGUUUACUCUGUGGAAAAACGUGCCUACUUGUAUGAUAAAGAAAAAACUAAUUGGACGCAAAUUGAAAUACAGAUUGACAAUGAAAUUGUUCCGCCUUUUCGAGUCGUUUCCGAUGAUAAUUAUUUGUAUAUCUUACGCUCAGAUUCCACAGGCAAUUAUUGUGUACGGCUUAAAUUGGAAAAAAAUAAAUUUGUGCCCACGAAACAAAUCUACUUGAACUCCAUCAAGGCAUAUUCAUUUGAGGUAGUACUAUGUAACGACACCAUUUAUUCGUUUUAUAUUGAUGAUGGUUUUAAAGAUUUUCAAUAUACAUUUGAAUCACUCAAUUUGAAAACUGAAGCUGUCGAAUGUAUUUUUCAAAAUAACCGCAAACCAUUUCACUUGACCAAAGAUAAUGUCUUGUUUUCUGUGAAUUAUUAUUCCUUUGUUAAGGAAGAUAAUUUCAUAAAUAACCAAAAUGUGUUUUAAAUAUAAUAAUUUUGUAUGUUUUGCAAUAAUUAUUUCAAUUUCCCGAUUCUUGCUGAAAUAAGAACAGAUUUGAAGUGACUAGUCCAACUUUG